Messenger RNA from Asparagus officinalis (garden asparagus), 4639 nucleotides. Its product is annotated as WD repeat-containing protein 11. The record is from RefSeq and is a predicted model, not a curated record. Gene Ontology annotation, molecular function: protein binding. The coding region runs from base 1 to 3957 and encodes 1318 amino acids. Gene Ontology annotation, cellular component: cytoplasm. The transcript is spliced from 20 exons. Lineage: Eukaryota; Viridiplantae; Streptophyta; Magnoliopsida; Asparagales; Asparagaceae.
AUGGACCCCGCUCCGCACGCUCCCAGGGCUCCAUGGGACUCGCAUCGCUCCGGGCCACCGAACCAGCACAACUCCGGCCUCCUCGACGGUCAGCCCACCGGCGUAAGCCUCCGUACGCCUACGGCAGCGGCAGCCAGCCAGUCGCCGUCGUCGACCCCCGACCCCCCCGCUGACUGCAGCUCGUCCUCGGUACCUCCCCGACCGCCCGCCCCCUCCUCCGUCCUCCGCCUCGCCGUCGGCGAUCGUCAGGGCCGUAUCGCCCUCUGGGACUUCCGAUCCCGCAAGAUCCUCCGCUGGCUUGACCUCGAUCUCGGAUCCAAGCUGGGGAUCCAAGAUCUGUGCUGGAUCCGAUCCGAGACCUGGCUCCUCGCUUCGAUCCACGGCCCCUCGAUGAUCUCGCUCUGGAAUCUUACCUCUGGUCGCUGUACCUGGAAGUACGACUCCUCGCCGGAGUAUUUGAGCUCUAUCCGCCGAGAUCCGUUCGAUUCGAGGCACUUCUGUGUGAUCGGGCUCCGAGGGUUCUUGCUUUCUGCGAUCGUGCUCGGUGACGGAGUCGGCGAUGUCUCGAUUCAGGAGCAUCAGAUUCUGAACUCCGGCGGAGGAGAGCUCGAGAAGCUCGAGAAGGAGAAGGAUUUGUUGUCGUCGUCGUCGGCUUCUGCUAACGUGUCGCCGGCUUCGGCGCUCUUUCCUAUGUUUUUCGUGAGAUUUUGCUUCUCGCCGAGGUGGAGGCAUAUUUUGACUGUUGUUUUCCCGAAGGAGCUAAUUGUUUUUGAUCUUCAGUAUGGGACGGCGUUGUGGUCGGCGUCGUUGCCGAGGGGGUGUAGUAAGUUUAUGGAUGUUAUGCCGGAUUUGGACCUGGAUCUUCUGUAUUGUGUGCAUUUGGACGGGAAGCUCAGCAUUUGGAAGCGCAAAGAGGAAGAACAGGCGCAUGUGCUUUGUACAAUAGAAGAGCUAAUGCCCUCCAUUGGAACAACUGUUCCAUCGCCAUCUGUUCUUGCUGUCAGCCUCUGCCAGUCAGAAUCUGUCAUUCAGAAUGUUGCCAAGCUUUGCGCAGGCGCAUCAGACAUUGAAUCUUCCUUUGAUACAACUUGCUUAGCACCUUUAAAUCUUUGUAAUGGAAGCGUUUAUGUUUGCAAGGCAUAUUUACUCUCUAUUUCGGAUGAUGGGAAAAUCUGGAAAUGGCUUCUGACUAAUGACAAAGCUAAAGUUGCUCGGAAACCAUUCAAUAUGACUACUAUUAAUGUCAGUGGGGAAACAGGUUCAGAAAAACAUACCACAUCCAGUGAUUCUUUUCUUGAAGUUGUUGCCGAUGUGGUUAAGGAAUCAGAGCCUCCUGUCAGCAACAGUUCAUCUCAGCAAAUUAGUUCAAGUUCAAAUGUAGACCUUUUCAUAAAGAUUAGCUUGAUCGGUCAACUUCAACUUCUUUCUUCCACAGUGACAACUCUAGCUGUACCUUCUCCAUCUCUUACCGCUACAUUGGCCCGAGGUGGUAACAAUCCUGCUCCGACAGUUCCACUUGUCGCUUUAGGAACUCAGGGUGGAACUAUCGAUAUCAUUGAUGUCUCUGCAAAUGCAGUGGCAGCAAGCUUUUCUGUUCACAGUGGCACUAUCAGGGGAUUGAAAUGGCUUGGGAAUUCCCGGCUUGUUUCAUUCUCACACAGCCAGGGGAAUGACAAAUCGGGAGGCUAUACUAACAGACUUGUCGUAACCUGUCUUAGAAGUGGCCUUAAUCGUCCAUUCCGUGUACAUCAAAAGCCAGAGCGUGCUCCAAUAAGAGCUCUUCGUGCUUCCUCAUCUGGAAGGUACCUCCUCCUAUUGUUUCGUGACGCUCCUGUCGAGGUUUGGGCUAUGACAAAGACGCCCAUAAUGCUUAGAUCGUUAGCACUUCCAUUCACGGUAUUGGAGUGGACUCUCCCAAGUGCACCUCGGCCUAUUCAAAAUGCUCCUGCAAGGCAAUCUUCGUUCUCAUCUAAGGAACAGUCAUCUGGUGCAUCUUCAGCAAGCAAUUCAUCUUCUCCAGAUUCCAAGGUAACAAGCUCUGAAACUACUGGAGAUGAGACGUCCGAGAGUUUUGCAUUUGCAUUGGUUAAUGGCGCACUUGGCGUAUUUGAAGUUCAUGGACGACGGAUACGAGAUUUUAGACCUAAAUGGCCCUCCUCAUCAUUUGUAUCUUCAGAUGGAUUAGUUACUGCUAUGGCAUAUCGUCUUCCACAUGUUGUCAUGGGAGAUAGAUCAGGUAACAUACGUUGGUGGGAUGUAAUUACAGGCCUUUCUUCAUCAUUUAGUACUCAUAGAGAAGGAAUUAGGAGGAUUAAAUUCUCCCCUGUUGUUCCUGGAGAUCGCAGCCGAGGGAGAAUUGCUGUACUUUUUUAUGAUAAUACUUUCUCAAUUUUCGAUCUAGAUACAGCAGAUCCACUGGCCAAUGCCCUUCUGCAGCCGCAAUCUCCUGGCACCCUUGUGUUGGAACUUGAUUGGUUGCCAAUGCGAACAAAUAAAAACGAGCCAUUUGUAUUAUGUCUUGCUGGAGCUGACAGUAGUUUCCGCCUUAUCGAGAUUAAUAUUGAUGAUACUGGGGCCAGUCCCCGCAUGCAGCCAAGAGCGAUCAAGGAAAAAUUCCGGCCAAUGCCAUUGUGUACACCUGUAUUAUUCCCCACUGAGCACGCCCUGGCACUACGGAUGAUCUUGCAGCUGGGUGUAAAACCGUCUUGGUUUGAUCUCACUGGUACAGAUAUAGAUAUUAUGCAUAGCCAUGUACCUGAAGCUGGGCCAGCAUCUGUUGGAGACCUUCGAAGCUAUAUGAUUGAGUCAAAUCUUCCUGCAAUAGGUGAUUCUGUUGUGCCUGAAUUGCUUCUGAAGGUUUUAGAACCUUACAGAAGAGAAGGUUGCAUACUUGAUGAUGAAAGGACUAGACUAUAUGCUUCUAUAGUGAACAAAGGUUCUGCAGAAAGGUCUGCUUUUGCUGCUGCUAUAUUUGGAGAAUUUUCAGAAGCCCUAUUCUGGUUGCAGCUACCUCAUGCGCUCUCCCAUUUUGUGGAUAAAUCAGCUAACCGAACUCGAGAAACAUCAAAAUCUUUGCAAAUAUCAGAGGCUGAAAGUGUAUCCAUGUUGAACAGGAUAACAUCAAGGGAAAGAUCUGUGUCAACCAAGAGAAAAAAAGACUCUAUUAAUCGUGGCCCACUUAAUCUUAUGUCCUUUAAGCAAGAGGAAUUGUGGGAAAAUGCAAACGAGCGAAUCCCCUGGCAUGAGAAGUUGGAUGGAGAAGAAGCGAUUCAGAAGCGUGUUCAUGAGCUCAUAUCUGUUGGUGACUUAGAAGCUGCUGUAUCUUUACUUCUCUCCACCCCUCCGGAAGGAUCUCACUUUUAUCCCAAUGCGUUGCGUGCUGUAGCACUUUCUUCUGCUGUGUCAAAAUCGCUACAUGAACUUGCUGUGAAGGUGGUUGCAGCCAACAUGGUGAGGACUGACAAGUCACUGUCAGGGACUCAUCUUCUUUGUGCUGUUGGCAGGUAUCAGGAAGCAUGCUCCCAGCUUCAAGAUGCUGGGUGUUGGAUAGAUGCUGCUACAUUAGCUGCUACGCAUUUGCAUGGAUCUGAUUACAAAUUGGUACUGCAAAGAUGGGCGAGCUAUGUUCUGUAUACCGAACAUAACAUUUGGAGGGCUCUUAUUUUGUAUGUUGCUGCUGGAUCUCUUCAUGAUGCAUUAUCUGCACUUCAUGAGGCCCAGCAAUCAGACACUGCAGCUAUGUUAUUAGUUGCUUGCCAUGAAAUAUAUGCAAAACUUACCUCUGAAAAUGAAGCUGUUGAUUGGGCUUCAGAAAUCUCCUCAGAAAAGAAACAAAAAUUUCGCUUGCCUGGUAGGAAUUUUGAGAUAAAGGAGCUGGACAUAGUGAGCGAGUAUUAUGGAGAAUACCAGAGAAAGUUGGUACAUUUGUGCAUGGAUGCGGUACCACUUUUAGAAUGAUACUUUUGCAAAACAUAUUUAUUGUUUACUGAGAAAUAUAUUUUUGCGAAGUAGUGGGGAGUACUAUAUUUCAGAAAGGAAAAAGGAAGUUGGGUGUCGCUCUCUCCUAUUCCUGUUGGUUAUAACAGCAAACCUCCUAGAUGCUUAAUCACCUCGAUCCUGUUGUCUGAAGCUAUCUAUAGGGAGAAUAUUUAUUGUCAGAAGAAAAUUAGGAGAAAAAUGUUGAAGCAUAGAAGCAAUUUUGAAGUAAAAUAGAAGAAAAAGCAUGAAGCAAGGAAAUAAUUUUGAUGGUCUCCGCAAGGUGGUCGGUAGAGCAUGUGAAGCUGCCCUUAUUCCUUCGUUUGUCGCUGAGGACUGCCGAUAUGAAAUUGAUUGUGAGAAGAGGAGCACGGUUGAAAAAGCGCACAUAUUCUGUACGUGAUAUGUGUUCAUCUCCAGCAUUGCCACAAGAAAAUACAAAAAUGUCUAAUGAACUGAUGAAAUCUGAUGGGAGAUGCUACGGAGAGAGAUACUCGCGUGCGAUGUGUUUUGGUGAUGUGUACCACAAUGUAAUUGGAUUUACAAAAUAUUCGUUUUUGCGGCUUUCAAGUCAAUAGAUACGAGGAGAAAGGAACUUGCUUCCUAUCUUUGUACCUGAAAAAUAUUUUUAUAAAUUUAUUUAUUUGAGAAGUCUUUUUUACCA